AUGUCAACCACCUCAUCCUCCGGCCCAUCAUCAUCGUCACUCCACCAUCACCACCACCAUCAACAGCAACAAAAUACGAACACGAAAGAUCGGAAACGUUCAGCCCACUGGACUGACUCUGAUACCGAAACCCUGGUAAAUCUGUUAUUGAGGUAUAAGGACUCAGGUAGAACGGCGGAUAAUGGAUUCAAGCCUGAGAUAUGGGAAGAAGCUUCGAUAUUGUUAGAAGGGAAUACAUAUAUGGGUGGUCCGAAGACUCCGGAUGCCUGUAAGAGUCGGUGGCAGCGGCUGCAACGCGACUACAAAGCUGCCAAGGAUAUGGAAGCCAUGCCCGGUUUCAGCUGGGAUAGGACCACUAAUAGGUUGUCUGCUUCGGCUGAAUGUUGGAUAAAUGCUGAAAAGCAACUCGACGCUUACAAAUAUCGUAAAAUCCAUUUACCGACCUUUGAUUCCAUUGCUAUACUAUGUACCAACGAUUCAACGCGAACUAGACCAAGAGCUCCGAAAGGAAGAUCAAGUUUAGGUUCAAUCUCAAAUGCCAGUAGCAUGUUAUCGCUAAGUACGACAUCUACUUCCAACAACCAGAACGGCAACGCGAACGGAAAUGGGUAUCAGCAUCAGAACAGCAUACCUGAUUCGAAUGCCACUGCAGAAGCUAUGGCGCAAUUGCAAGUCCAGAAUGAUCAGAAUGUUUUCACUUGGUCUACGAGUACUGGGAAUGGUGAUAACGGGAAUGGGGAACAGGAUGGUACGGAAGAUGGGUUCGAAAAUGCUUUUGGAAUGUCAGAUGGUUCCCAACCAUUCAAUCUGGGUCAGAAACGCCCAUUACCAUUCGAUCCCUCUAUCUUAUCCCCUGCAAUAAACACAAAUCACGGUCCUGGUCCACCUCAAAACGCUAUGCACCAUAAUUUACCUAUACCGCAAGGUAGUCCGCCGAAGAAACCACGUCCAUCGCAUUCACAAGCUAAAUCACAUACCUUACCCACUCACUUUGCCCAUCAACAAAUGACAACGAAUCAGCAGAUACAGCAUCACCUUCCACCUGCACAUACUAUUCCUCAGCAUUUCUACCUACCCCAUACCCAUACCCACACGCAAAACCAUACACCUUCCCAACCUUCCUCUCAGGUUAAUUCGCAGUUGAACAUGGUAUCUGUACCCCACUCACCGGAAUUCAGCUCGUCAACUACAACUACAAGUAAUCAUCAAAACUUAUUGGAACCUUCAUCGAUUAUACAGACACCUCCAUCUGCAUCUUCUACAAGCAUAAUCAGGCAAUUCACACCCAUCACCACUUCCGGCUCCUCAUCAAAUAUACAAGGUUUGACUGGAGUCGUAGUAGGAGGAGGGAUGGGAAUACAGGAAAUAACAAAUGCAGGAUUAACCGAAUCUCAAAGAUUGACCAAAGCGAUUUUAUUGCUUCAGAACCAACAGGAAGUUUAUGAGUUGAAAGACGAUGAUUUGAUUGAGAUCUUCAACGAAUUUGAAAACAAUAUCAAUUCUGCUGACACCUAUUUGGCAAUCUCAAAAGAUCAUCUAAGGAAAAUGUGGUUGAUGAAGAUACUCAAGAGACGUAACGGUAGUAGUGGCAAGAAGUAG
Kwoniella botswanensis is the source of this 1599-nucleotide messenger RNA. RefSeq lists its product as uncharacterized. Bases 1 to 1599 code for a protein of 532 amino acids. NCBI's taxonomy places the organism in Eukaryota, Fungi, Basidiomycota, Tremellomycetes, Tremellales, Cryptococcaceae. The record is from RefSeq and is a predicted model, not a curated record. The transcript has 4 exons.